CCUUUGGCUCCGCCAUCACGGCAGCCAAUAGGAGCGCGCGUUACCAUAGCAGCGGCGUGGGGGCGACAGCCAAUGGGAGGGCGCGAUGUUGAGGCUGGCAGGCGUGUAGCCGGCGGGAUGGUACCCCGUUCGUCCCCGACUCCGCUGUGCCGUGCCGAGGCCUGCGGCUUUAAGAAGCCGUCGCUGGGAGCCGCGGCCCAGAGGAAGAAGGCGAGCCCCGAGCUGGAGCUGCCGGAGGAGCAGCAGCGGGAGAUCCGCAAUGCCUUCGAGCUCUUCGACACCGACGGCAGCGGCAGCAUCGAUGUCAAGGACCUGAAGGUGGCCAUGAGGGCCCUGGGGUUUGAACCUAGGAAAGAAAAGAUCAAGAAAAUUAUCUCAGGCAUCGAUAAGGAAGGGACAGGAAAAAUCACCUUCAGUGACUUCUUGGCAGCAAUGUCAGAGAGAAUGGCUGAAAAAGAUUCCAAAGAGGAAAUUCUCAAAGCUUUCAAACUUUUUGAUGAUGAUGAAACUGGAAAAAUCUCUUUCCAAAACCUCAAACGUGUGGCCAAAGCACUGGGGGAGAACAUCACAGAUGAAGAGCUGCAGGUUUGGACCUGUAGGUUUUGGGGUCUUUGUACUGGAGCUGGAAGGAAAAUCCUCUCUGUGCUGGUAGGAAGGGAGGAAUUCCUGGAACCUGUGGAUUUUGAGGUCGAGGAUGGGUUGAGCCCACAUGGAUGUAGAAAUGAGAUCAUCCAGUUGCAGUUUUGUCCAGUAGCAAUGGUGUGAAAGGAAUGACUCUGCUCCAAGCACUUUGUUUCCCCCCAGGACUUUUCCUAUAAUAUUGCCUGGUCAGAUUUCUCUAUAAAUACACCCAACAAAACAGAUGUCAGGAAAUAUUUUGUCUGAGCUUGAGCCAACACUGGCCCCUCCAGCACAGCUAAAGAGUGGCUGGAAUUCUGCAUGAAUCCAGUGAUUCCCAAUAAAGCCCACACCUAAAUCCUGA
Messenger RNA from Vidua chalybeata, 982 nucleotides. RefSeq names its product centrin-2-like. Bases 73 to 765 code for a protein of 230 amino acids. NCBI's taxonomy places the organism in Eukaryota, Metazoa, Chordata, Aves, Passeriformes, Viduidae. The record is from RefSeq and is a predicted model, not a curated record. Gene Ontology annotation, molecular function: calcium ion binding. Gene Ontology annotation, biological process: centriole replication; nucleotide-excision repair; mitotic cell cycle. Gene Ontology annotation, cellular component: cytoplasm; centriole; centrosome. The transcript has 4 exons.